AUGUCGUGGAGGGGCAUGGGGGCGUCGCGUAGAGUGAUCCUACAUAUGUACAAAACUCUAGUGAGAACAGUGAUUGACUAUGCGAGCCCUGUUCUUCUCAACAUGACUGACAGGGACGCUAGAGCCCUGGAGACGAUACAAAACGAAGCGCUACGCUAUGUCCUGGGUGCACCAAAGUGGACCAAGACAGAGAAUCUGAGGGCUGAGGCUCAGGUACCUUCACUGGCUGACAGAGUGAAGUACAUGACAGCCAACCUUACUCUCAAGACGUCCGUGAGGGCCGACCAUCCUGACAAUGUCCACGCCUUGCUGCAACGUCAUCAUGAGGAACAUCGAGGAGGAGGAAGGUGGAUCACCAGUGCAGCAGCCGCUCUUUGCGCCCACGGAGUGUCAUGGGAGGAGACAGCAGCCUACUUCACCGAUGGCUCCUCUGAUUCACAGACCGGCAAGUCAGGUGCCGCCUUUGUUUGCGUGGCGAGAGGAGAAGGCACACAAGGAGGCGACACUACCACGACCACCUCGGCUGCGCGCACCACAGAUCACUCGUCGUCCACCCAAACGGAGCUCGCUGCAAUACACAUGGCACUUGAACACGCCCACACCUCACACACUUUACAUGUGCUCAUCAACACAGACUCCAUGACAGCCAUACACUCCUUACGCACACAACACGGCGAAAACCAACACCUGACACACGCCAUACACACAGCGGCCAGAAGCCUCCACAACAGCGGCAGACUCGUCACCAUCAACUGGAUACCAUCACACGUGGGCAUCAGAAACAAUGAGAGGGCCGACACGCUGGCCAAGCAAGGCGCCCACCUCCCAUUGGUGACCAUCAACAUACCCCGGAGCUUACGUCAACUUCAAGGCAAAAUAAGACAUAGCGCGGUGCUCCAGAGACGGAGGCAGGAGCGAGAGGCACAGGCAGGAGACAGCAUCAGCGCCCGGUGGUAUGCAGAGGUGGCGGCGGCGAGGCCCUGUCAAACAGAUCAGGGAGAGAGCAAGAGAAUGGAAGUUGUCAGGUCCAGGAUACGGCUUGGAUACCAGUACGGAUGGCAACUUGGCAUCGCGGCGACCGACGAGCAAAAGCAGUGUCGCCUGUGUAGAGUGCGUGACGGACACACCCUCCAGCAUUAUUUAAGAGACUGUCCUCGUGUGCGUCAGCAAAGGGACCAGUGUGCAGUGCCUUCACCAACACUUGCUCAACUAGCCAUUCACUUUUUAGACAUACUUCCACAGACACUAAGGGUCCACCCUAACUUUUGUGCCAUUACCCCUUAA
Portunus trituberculatus (swimming crab) is the source of this 1284-nucleotide messenger RNA. RefSeq lists its product as uncharacterized. The record is from RefSeq and is a predicted model, not a curated record. Gene Ontology annotation, molecular function: nucleic acid binding; RNA-DNA hybrid ribonuclease activity. Gene Ontology annotation, biological process: DNA replication, removal of RNA primer. Lineage: Eukaryota; Metazoa; Arthropoda; Malacostraca; Decapoda; Portunidae. The transcript is spliced from 2 exons. The coding region runs from base 1 to 1284 and encodes 427 amino acids.